AUGGCCACAGAGAACUCACAAACAAUGCUCAUGUUUAUGGGGUUUAUUAGAGAAGUAAUAGGUUACAGUCAGCCCGGCCAGCCUCAGCCUAGAUCACGCCUUGGCGGUGACGCCCAAAGCCAGUGGCCCCGCGGAGGCGGGAGCGGGGCCAUGGCUGAGGAGGCCGAGCUGGCCGAGCUCAGUGGCGAAUCCCUUGGCGCUCAGGUUAAAACCCAGCUGCCCGUGGGAAAAAUGCUCGCGAGAUCGCGAAGGCGGGGUACGCGCUCCGUGCUCAAAGUGUCCCAGCUGCUGCUCCAGGCUAUCGCCGAACACCAAGGGCUGACUCUUGCGGCUCUCAAAAGGGAGCUUGGCAAUGCGGGCUACGAAGUGCGCAGGAAGAGUGGCCGCCAGUCGGGCGAAACGCCUAGGCCUGAGGUUAAGGGCACGCUCCUCCGGGUUAGCGGCAGCGACGCCGCGGGUUACUUCAGGGUCUGGAAGAAUCCGAAGCCUAAGAGGAGGAAGAUAGUACGCCCGAGGUUGGAAGAGAGUUCCCGCUCUCCGCGGAAGGCCCCACCGGGGCCCCGGAGCCCACGGAAGCGCCGCCCGCCUCGCAAGGCGGCCAAGAAGGCCAGGGAAGUACGGAGGCGGAGCACGAAGGUGGCCUUGAGGAUGAGGAGGCAGAGGCCAAGAGCCAAGGGCCAGGUGCGCCCGAGGGCCAAGGAGGAAGCGAGACCCGAGGUGAUGGAAGAGGGGAGACCAGGGACUUCGAAGGAGAUGAGGCCUACAACACGAGAGGCCAAGAGGCCAAGCUCAAAGCAAAGGGAAGAGAAGAAGCAGGACUCCGAGAAGUCGGUAAAACGAACCAUCCAGAAGCCAAGCCCGGUUAAAACCGACCGCACCUCUAGUGGGCAGGCUAAGACCCAGGACGUCAAGGCGGCUCGCACCAAGACUUCUAAAUCUGAAAGUCCUCAGACUGCCACUGAGAAUCCCUAG
Molecule: messenger RNA, 972 nt
Organism: Trichechus manatus latirostris (Florida manatee)
Lineage: Eukaryota; Metazoa; Chordata; Mammalia; Sirenia; Trichechidae
Product: testis-specific H1 histone
Exons: 2
Coding region: 1-972 (323 amino acids)
Source: RefSeq, a predicted model, not a curated record